Phycodurus eques (leafy seadragon) is the source of this 2620-nucleotide messenger RNA. RefSeq names its product solute carrier family 25 member 15a (gene slc25a15a). The transcript has 8 exons. Gene Ontology annotation, biological process: mitochondrial L-ornithine transmembrane transport. The coding region runs from base 662 to 1570 and encodes 302 amino acids. Gene Ontology annotation, molecular function: L-ornithine transmembrane transporter activity. Lineage: Eukaryota; Metazoa; Chordata; Actinopteri; Syngnathiformes; Syngnathidae. The record is from RefSeq and is a predicted model, not a curated record.
CAUAAGAGGGCACGCAAAGGUUGCUGGUUACAAUGAAUUCCUGUCAUGGUGACAUAUUUUAAAAGGGAACUUUUUUUGUCGUUGAGCCUUUGUUUCAAAAGGCGUCGUCUUCAACCGCAGCCUUCUACUUUAGUCUUCAUCAAGCUAAGGCACAUAUUUUACAUUGGGGGGGGGGAAAUCACAACACAAACUAAAAUGUCAGUAAAAGUGAUUCUGUUAGUUGUACAUUCUGCCACUUAAUUGCUCUGCGCCUCGUAGGUUAGGUCGAUGAACAAUUUGAACUCAAUAUUCAAGUGGAAUUGGAUCAAAUCCUAAUAAAACCCAAAUGUCAGAAGUGUGAGGAAGACGACAACUGUGACAGAAAAGUGAAUUCAUCAGCCCGGCCCCAUGCUCGCUGCGUCUGAAGGUCGACCGUUAAAUCAACGGACCCGUCGGAAUGUUCGCCUCGCGCAUUAAUUUGCACUCAUCAGGACAGACGACAUUCCGGAGUUAAUAAUGUGUUUGCACAGCGAGUUACGCCCUCAUGCAGAGAGUCUCGAUAGUUUUCGUCGCCUUGUCUUCCAGAUACUUCGGAUACUCCAAAGAAGUGAGCUGAUCAGGAAGCAAACGCACAAUACUGAUUACUUUACCUAGAAGGGUUUCCAGCACAUGCAGACACAACAUGGCUCCAAAUCCCAUUGUCCAGGCCUUCAUUGACUUCACAGCUGGAGCAGCAGGUGGCACGGCUUGUGUUCUGAGCGGGCAGCCGCUGGACACCACCAAGGUGAAGAUGCAGACGUUCCCCAACAUGUACCGAGGCUUCGCCCACUGCUUGGUGUCCACCUUCCGACAAGUCGGGGUGCGCGGCCUCUACAAGGGCGCCACGCCGGCCCUGCUGGCCAACGUCUGCGAGAACUCGGUGCUCUUCCUGAGCUACGGCUUCUGCCAGGACGCGGUCCGCUCCUUGGCCGGCAUCGAUGGCCGCACUGAGCUCAGUGAUGUUCAGAAAGCGUUCUCCGGGUCCCUGGCCUCCAUCUUCUCGUCCAUGGUGCUUUGCCCCUGCGAGCUGGUCAAAUGUCGCCUGCAGGCCAUGUACGAGAUGGAAGCAUCCGGCAAGAUCGCCCGAGGACAGCAGAGAGUUUGGACUGUGGUUAAGUCGGUGAUGGAGACAAACGGCCCGCUGGGUUUCUACCAAGGUCUGACGUCCUCCAUUGUGAGGGAGAUUCCGGGUUACUUCUGCUUCUUUGGCGGCUAUGAGCUCAGCCGCUCCAUGUUUGCACGCCACAUGGGUACGGACAAGGAGGGCAUCGGUAUUCUUCCGCUCAUGUUCAGCGGCGGUUUCGGCGGCGCUUGUCUUUGGCUGUUGAUCUAUCCCAUCGACUGCGUGAAGUCCAGGAUCCAGGUGUACUCCUUAGUCGGGAGGCAAGAGGGCUUCCUGAAGACAUUCUUGGGGAUCUUGCGCAACGAGGGAUUCAGGGCUCUUUACUCAGGCCUCACGCCCACCAUGAUAAGAACCUUCCCGGCCAACGGCGCCCUCUUCUUGGCCUACGAGGUCACUCGAAGGUUCAUGAUGGAGACAGUGGGCGCCUGAUGUGGACCGCGUCUCCCCCCCAGCCCCCAAAGACAAAAAAUGUUGUAGUGUUUUUUAUUGUUUUAGGUUCAGGUCAACGGUAGUCGGAAAUACCUCAGCAGCUAUUGUUUACAAAAACUAUGAAAAGGAAGAAAAUGUAAGCUUUUAUUUAAUGCUCUUAAAAGUGAUAGUGUGAAUACCAAACGUGUUUAAGUGGGCAUUCACAGAAGCUUUUUCAAGUCACAUUUUGAAAGACACCGACAAAUGUGUCAUAUUUGAGAUUUCAAAUUUAAUCCUGGGGAAAAUGCUGCAGCUGGUCGUGCACUCACGGGCCACAACAUUAGGUACGCCUGCACAAUCUAAUGUGAGCUGUAUCGAAAUUCUGCUUUUAAAAAGAUAAUAACGCCGACUUGUGUUCGAAUUUUUGAAAUGUUCACGGUUGUGAUUGUAGUGCGGAGUGGCGUACAAGAGUACUGUGUCAUACUGAGAGGCGAAUGAAUGAGAACUACGUCACGUUUAGCUGUGGCCAGUGAGUGUAAAUACUCCACACUCUGCAAUAUUUUUACCAUUUUCAACAGUGAUUGUACCAAAUUGUAUAUGUCAAAGGCUAAUCGAAAUCACAAAGUAAAUAGCAAUAAAUAAUGAUUAGCUCAAUUUUCUGUUGUUUUUUUAUUGUAAGAAACACCAUUCCUUUAAAAAAAAAAAAAAAAAAAGAUCUCGUUGCAUUGCGGCUGCAUUUUUCUUCUGGUCAGGUUUUGUGAUACAAAAAAUAAAUAAAAAAGACAAAUCUGUGUGUGUCCCAUAACCUGUGCAACUCAAUUUUAUAAAUAAAAAAAAAAAAAAAAAAAAAUCUUUUAGUGAGGGUAAGUAAAAAUAAUAAUGUGUUUGAACAAGUGUGCACACCCUGUUAUAACUGUUCAAGUUCAUGUUAAAUGGGAGUCAGCAUACACCUGCCACAAUUUAAAGUGCCUCUGAUUAACCCCAAAUAAAGUUCAGCUGUUCUAGUCGGGACACCCCAAGUUAUAAGAAGGUGCGCACACUUGUUUAUUUUCAUUUCCCCCCUCUCUAUUU